This is a messenger RNA of Cryptococcus wingfieldii CBS 7118, 5727 nucleotides long. RefSeq lists its product as hypothetical. Lineage: Eukaryota; Fungi; Basidiomycota; Tremellomycetes; Tremellales; Cryptococcaceae. The transcript has 6 exons. Gene Ontology annotation, molecular function: tubulin binding; phospholipid binding. The record is from RefSeq and is a predicted model, not a curated record. Gene Ontology annotation, biological process: maintenance of protein location in cell cortex; microtubule cytoskeleton organization; dynein-driven meiotic oscillatory nuclear movement. Gene Ontology annotation, cellular component: mitochondrion; cell cortex. The coding region runs from base 1 to 5727 and encodes 1908 amino acids.
AUGGGGUCUCCCAUACCACGCCAACGCUCUCGGGCAAAUUUAAAGCACCCUAUUCCAGCUCCUCCAUCUACCCGCUCACUCGCUGCAAUGGCAGGGGGCAACACCAGCCCUGUGGCCUCUCCGACACCCCAGCGACGACCCGAGCUCACCGCCGAAACUAUCCGCACACACCUCUCAACCAUGCUUGAGCAAAAGUCGUCUCAGCUUCAGAUGCUCGGUACGAUGGGGCAGGAGAUCUUGAGACAGCAGCAAGAGUUGGAGGAAAAGAUUCGAGGAUUUGAGGAUGAAGGCUUGGACGGCGAUGAGAUUCAGGAAGAGACGAAGGAUAGGCUUAGAGAGCUUGAUGAGGCUAUGAGCAAAUGGGAAAAUCAGAACGAAGAUAUGAUGAGGGAGCUUGGUGGGAAGAUGCCAGACAGCCUGCAAGGCCCGUCCUUGGGCCAGUCCUCUCCUACCAAAGCGACAGCUCAGCCCAGCAAUCUCACUCGUCGGCAGCGUAAUGCCCAGCACCGCCAGCUCGACAUGGAGUUUGCCACGGAAAUCGGGCAAAAUCUUUUGGUCGAAGUGCGAAGACUUCAAGCUCUGUUGAACGAAAGGGAUCGAGCCCUGGAAAAGUUUGCGGAAGAAAAGGAGACAUGGGAACAGGAGAACCAGAGUCUACUGGUAGCUGUGAGAACAGCGGAAACUAGCGUUGAUCGAUACAAAGAAGAGAAUUGGAACCUCGAAGUCAAUCUUCAAGAGCUUCGCUCUUCGACGGCCGACAUGCAGGAGCAGAUCACCAAGGUGACUGCUGAGCAGGCUCGUUUGCAACGGUCUUUGGUCUCUGCGCGAGAAUCAUCUGAAUCGUACAAGACUGAAGCUGAAAAACACGCCCAAGCCAUUGAAGAAAUCAAGGUCAAGCAUGAGACUGAAAUGGCGCAAGCCAGGAGGUCUGCCGCUGGUCUUCAGCGAGACAAGAGUGACUUGCUUGGCGAGCUCAAUGUGGAACGACAGAGACGAGUCAGCGGUGCUCGAGGAAGACUUUCUCGCGGAACCACCGACAGCCCUGGUAUGCUUAGCCCCGGCGCCGACAGUGAGGAAGAUGACGUCUUUGCUGCUGGAAGCAAGGGCAACGGCAGUCCCACCAAACGCCCUGGCUUUGAUGCCAACGACAAUGCUCUUUCCCCCUCUCAGCUCUACGACUCUGACUUUGACUCUCCCAACCCCACGCCCUCAAAACCUUUCCCUCGCUCUCCCCUCGGCGAAAUGUUUGUCAAUGAGAACGACGAGCUGCGUGAAAAACUUCGAGAGGCCGAGAAGGAGAUUGAAGCACUCCGAAGCGAGAACGCAACAAACCGCCAGAACAGCUCGCACAAAGACAACGUUGACGAGUUUGGCGCUCGUCCCGCUGGCGGUGAAUGGGAUGAAGAUGAGCAAACGAUCGGGGCUGCCAGCACUCGUGGCCGUGGCUCUCGAGGUAGGCGCGGAGGACGAGGCAAGGGCUUUGCUGCUACUAUUGGCCGCAAGUUUGGCUUUAACCGCGCUCCUUCCGGCAUGACCACCCCUGGCGCUGGCGACAAGAGCUUUGAUUCCACCAGCUCUGGUACUCCCGACCUUUUGCGCAACCGUGGCUUGUCUGCUAGUCCCGCCCCAUCUGUGCUGGGAGGCGAGUCUUUGGGCAACGUGCUCGGAACCAACUCCCGCGACAGGCUCCGUUCAAUGUCACCCUCCGUCGCGUCUUCCGAAAACCUCGGCGGUGGUGACUUUGGCCAGAUCGCACUUUCUGAUGAAUUUGGUCCUGGAAGCGGCCAUGCAGAAGUAUCCGACGACGUCGACGACUGGACUCCAGAAAAGCCAACCAUGACCAGUCCUGCUGCCACCACCCCUCCUCCCGGUACUCCCAAAGAAUUGCAGACUCCUACUCGGUCUGCCUUCAACGACUCUACACUCCGAGGUCUCCCUCCUGCCCCCGCCAACUCGGACGCUGCUUCUGCUGGCGAGACGACGCCCACAAAGAACACUGUGGCCCUCCCUAUGCCUAGUAGGCUCCAACAAGUCUUCCCUCAAUCCACCUCUGUUGACGAUGGCAUGUCUACUGCCACCGAUACCGAUGCCGACGCAUACGAGUCUGCUGCUGAAACGGUCGGCGCUACCACCCCCAACCGAUCCCAUUCUGAACUUCCUACCGACACCGAGGCUUACCAAACUGGCCGCGAGUGGAACGACGCCGAGGACAGUGAUGCGGACGACGACCAGCCAGAGCCAGAGCAUACUAUGCGCGGCCACAAGCUGUCUUCCACGUCUCUUGGUCUUGGCCUUGCGGGUGGAUGGACUGCAGCCAAGCAAGCUCACAAGCUGGCCAGCAGGGACAAGAUUGUGGAGAGGGUGGAAGUGCCAGUGGAGAAGAUUGUGGAGAGAAUCGUGGAGGUACCAGUGGAGAAGAUUGUAGAGAGAAUCGUGGAGGUGGAGAAGAUUGUCGAAGUGGAAAAGCGGGUGGAGGUUCCUGUUGACCGGAUCGUCGAAAAGAUUGUCGAAGUGCCCGUCGAUAGAAUCGUCGAGGUUGAAAAGAUAGUCGAGGUCCCCGUUGACAGGAUCGUGGAGAAGAUUGUGGAGGUACCCGUGGAAAAGAUUGUAGAGGUCGAAAAGCGCAUCGAAGUGCCCGUCGAGGUCGAAAAGAUUGUCGAGGUACCUUUCGAAGUCGAAAAGAUUGUCGAAAAGAUCAUCGAGGUCCCAGUCGAGAAGAUUGUCGAAAUCGAAAAGCGCGUCGAGAUCCCAGUCGAGGUCGAGAAGAUUGUCGAAGUCCAGGUCGAGAAGAUUGUGGAAAAGAUAAUCGAAGUUCCCGUCGAAAAGAUCGUUGAGGUCGAAAAGAUUGUCGAGAAGAUUGUCGAAUUACCUGUCGAAGUCAUCAAGACUGUCGAGGUUGAAAAGAUCGUCGAGAUCGAAAAACCUGUCGACCGAGAAGUUGAGAAGAUUGUUGAAGUUGAGAAGAUCGUUGAGAAGCGGGUUGAAGUGCCCGUAGAGGUGGAGAAGAUCGUAGAGAAGAUUGUGGAGGUGCCAGUGGAAGUGGAGAAGAUUGUGGAAGUCGUCAAGGAGGUCAUCAAGGAAGUUGAGGUGGAGAAGAUUGUCGAAAGAAUCGUCGAAAAACCCGUCAACGUCGAUGUCGAAAAGGUCGUCGAGAUCGAAAAGCCUGUCGAACGAAUCGUCGAAGUCCCCACCAUCGUUGAAGUCGAGAAAAUCGUCGAAAAGGUGGUGGAGAAGAUUGUCGAAGUCGUCAAGGAGGUUCCCGUUGACAGAAUUGUCGAGGUGCCUGUUGAAGUCAUCAAGGAAGUUCCUGUCGAAAAGAUUGUCGAAGUCGUCAAGGAAGUUCCUGUUGAAAAGAUUGUGGAGGUCAUCAAAGAAGUCCCCGUCGACAGGAUCGUGGAGAAGAUUGUGGAGGUCGUCAUGGAAAAGAGGGUGGAGAUUCCUAUCGAGGUGGAAAAGAUUGUGGAAGUUGAGAGGAUUGUGGAGAAGAUUGUGGAGGUGGAAAAGAGGGUAGAGGUUCCCUUCGAAGUCGAAAGGAUCGUCGAAAAGAUUGUGGAAGUACCUGUCGAGGUCGAAAAGAUCGUCGAAAAGAUUGUGGAGGUGCCAGUGGAGGUUGAAAGGAUCGUCGAGGUUCCAGUCGAGGUCGAAAAGAUCGUUCAGGUCCCUAUCGAAGUCGAAAGGAUUGUGGAGAAGAUUGUGGAAGUGGAGAAGAGGGUCGAGGUGCCCGUCGAGGUCAUUGUCGACAGGGAGGUCCCCGUGGAACGAAUCGUCGAGAAGAUCGUCGAAGUCCCGGUGGAAAAGAUUGUCGAGAAGCGGGUCGAAGUACCGGUGGAGAGAUACAUCACCGUGGAAAAGAUUGUCGAAAAGAUUGUCGAGGUGCCCGCCGCCGCGAACCGCUCUAUCGAUUCUGCCUCCCAGACCGAUCCCCUCGCCUCUGCCCUUUCUUCGCCCCACUCUCCAAACCCCGACAUUGGUCUUUUCCGAGUCGCUGCCGGUACCAACUAUGACUUCCUCAAAGCUCCUCCCGCUCCCGGAUCAUUGCGAAACAGCCGCCGCGUCUCUAGUGAGAACCUCUCAGCGGUGGCCGAUGGAUCCAAGGGUACGCCCAAGGGCACAGACACCAGCGACGACAUGCCUCCUCCCUCGCCUGCUGGGUCUCUUCCUCCCGAUAGGUCGCGGCCUCCCACAAUGAACCUUCCUCCCCCACCAAGCGGACCUCCUCCCGCCGGUGUCGGAAAGAAGAUGUCAAUGGGCCCACCUCCACGGCCCACCUCCCCUCCCCCCGAGGACUUCCUUGCUCGAGCUACUAGCCCCACCUUCCAGCCUACUGGCAGACGAGCUUCUCGCAACGCCCCUUCAUCAUCUGCUGCUGCUAUCCGAGCUGCCCACAAUGACAUGCCUCCACCUGCUUCUACCACUCGUCAGCCUUCUAGGAGCAGCUUCAAGCCUACCUCUUCGGCUGUGCCUACCCCCGUUAAGGAUGACAAGGCGCGAAGCGUGAGAAGACGUACUGGAAACACUAUUGCUACCAACGUCUACGCGUCGAACAACUCGAGUGUCACUGGGCACGAUCAGUUUGCCGAGUUUGACCGAAACCCCUCCAUUUCGUCGUUCGGUAGCUUUGCUGGUACAGUUCCCAACGGCCAGGCUCAAGAGCCUGCUCACGGGUCGACUGAUCCUCAGACGAUCCAUGCCAUUACGCAGACAAUGAUUGGAGAGUACCUGUACAAGUACACUAGGAGAACUGUCGGCAAGGGACAGAGUAGCAACCGACACAGGAGGUUCUUCUGGGUGCAUCCGUACACCAAGACUCUGUACUGGAGCUCGGAAGAUCCUGGAAGCAGCAGGGCGACAGAAAGCUCAGCCAAGAGUGUUUUCAUCUCUAACAUCAAGGUGAUCGAAGACGCCAACAUCCAGCCUCCUGGCUUGUUCAACAAGAGCAUCAUCAUUGCUACACCUAACCGAGAGAUUCAAUUCACUGCGCCUACAAAAGAGAGACAUGAUAUCUGGAUGUCUGCACUCGGAUUCCUCCUGCAGAAACAAGAUGCCAAUGCCGACACCGCUUUGGCCGACACGACAGCUAUCCGGAACGCCACCUCUCGAUCUGCUUUGAGCACAAUAGUCGACGAGCAGGGACGUCUCCCCAUGCCCAAGUCGCCAAUGUCUCUUCGAUCUUUCGGCUCCGUUCGCAAUUCACUCGACAUCACUCCUAAAGCCCACCGGGCUCAGACUUCGUUGGGUGUUCACCCUCGCACAUCAUCAACGAUGGGCAAGAGGCAGGGGACCGCUGCACACGAGUACAUGCGGAGAAACGACGUUCCACACACUCUGCACGGCGGACACAGAUACAAGGGGACGUACAGGGGGGCACCUAUAAUAGAUGACGAGUUUGAUGUGAUCUCAAGAGGAGACGGGGAUGAUUUGGAUACCUCAUUUGAAGGGCUGGAAAACGUUCGGGCAUGUUGUGAUGGUAAACACCUAGUGGGGCAACCGCAUCACCACCACAACCACCCCAAUGUCCCCCAUACACCUAGCCGUCCAGAGACCCCGUCUCUUCGAGGUUGGUCAAUCCGCUCCCAACGUCCGCCUACUGCUAUGAGCGAUGCCGAGAGCAUCUUCUCUACGGGGAAGAGGAGGGAGAGAGAGAGGUCAAAGAGCGCGAUGGGGCAUAGAGAUAGGAGAGAUGGAGCGAAAAGCCCGGCGAUAGGGUCUCUGAGGAACUUGAAGUGA